UAAGCCAUGAAAGUGGUCAAGGUAACAAACCGUUUUCAAACACAUAAAAGCAGAAAAUGGCUAAAAAGAAGGAAACUAAUAACAAACACGUUCCCCUGCAGUCUGCACCACCAUCCCAUGCCAUAAUAUAUCACACUCACUUUCAUCACUCUUAACACAUUCUCAGAAUAACACAAACGGUUCCACAUUCCUAAACACAAUGACUACUUCCUCGCAUCACUUCAUUUUCUUCUGCUUUCUACUCUCCAUCUCUGUCUCAGGUGUUGUUACAUAUGGAAAAGGGAUUCAACUGAUAAUAGUAAACAAUUGCAAAGAGAGUGUAUGGCCAGGAAUUCUUAGCAAUGGAGGACAGCCUUCAAUUAAAGAGGGUGGAUUUCACCUCCCAAGCGGGGAAGAAAUUGUUCUCCAAGUUCCAAACAAAUGGUCAGGUAGAAUAUGGGGUAGACAAGGAUGUUGGUUCGAUGAAACAACGGAAAAAGGUUUAUGUCAAACCGGAGACUGUGGAGGGGUUUUGAAAUGCAGGGGAGUAGGUGGUGUCCCUCCGGCUACACUUGUAGAAAUGACACUUGGAACAUCUCAAUCAGCUAUGCAUUACUAUGAUGUUAGUUUGGUGGACGGUUUUAACCUUCCAAUGUCAAUGAAACCAGUUGGUGGUGGUGGUGGUGGUGGUUGUGGUGUUGCUUCUUGUGAAGCUGAUUUGAAUGCUUGCUGUCCAUCUUCACUUGUUGUAAAACAUGAUGGAAAAGUUGUGGGAUGUAAAAGUGCUUGUUUGGCUACAAAAUCAGACAAGUAUUGUUGUAGUGGGGAAUUUGCUGAUCCAAAUAUUUGCAAGCCAACUUUGUUUGCUCGUGUUUUUAAGACAGUUUGUCCUCGUGCUUAUAGUUAUGCUUAUGAUGAUUCAACUUCCCUUAUGACUUGUUUGGCAAAACGUUAUGCCAUUACAUUUUGCCCUGCAUGAUCAGUUCUUUUUUCACUUCUCUUUAAUUUUUAUUUUAUUCUUUUCAUAUGUUAUUGUCACAAUUUUUGUUUGGUAUUGUUUUAGCAAUCUUUAAGGUUAGUGAUUCACAGUGCUCUGUCUUCUGGAAUUUUGAUUUUGGCUUGUAACAUGUUCAAUCAUUUCAAUUAUUGAUUCAAUUUCUAAUGCUGAGCCAAUCAACACUGCUAUU
Messenger RNA from Cicer arietinum (chickpea), 1166 nucleotides. Its product is annotated as thaumatin-like protein. The record is from RefSeq and is a predicted model, not a curated record. Lineage: Eukaryota; Viridiplantae; Streptophyta; Magnoliopsida; Fabales; Fabaceae.